Messenger RNA from Ambispora leptoticha, 2073 nucleotides. The record is from the annotation of a GenBank genome assembly. NCBI's taxonomy places the organism in Eukaryota, Fungi, Glomeromycota, Glomeromycetes, Archaeosporales, Ambisporaceae.
AUGGAAUCUCGAAUUCUAGCAACUACUCGUCGACGUCCCCGCCGCACUUCCGUAGAUGCCAUAAACAAUGCGAGCAGUUCGCGCCAAAUUAAUACACCUCAACCCCAACUUACUAAUACUUUUGUUGCCACACCGCAGAAACGCCCUUAUGAUGUCAUUGAUUUAACAAAUGACGACGACGAAAAAGAUCAGGAGAAUAACUUUAUCGAGAAUAAAACUCUGGUGACGUCUGCUCUAUCGUCCUUUAAUGAUUCGGCUAUGACUGUUAUACAUACCGAACCAACGCCAACAUCAAUGUUAGUCACGGUUCCCAGUGAUGAAGAGUCUGGGGACGAUUCUUCGGAUGAAGAACAAGAAAAUAUAGAACUACAACCAAGUAGACUACAACCUGUCGCCCCCGUACGUUUAAGAAACACAGAACCAGCACGGCCACCGAUAGCCGCUGGACUUUGUGAAAUUUGCAGGGAAAAUUAUACUCGUUUAGAAUAUGGCUCUGAUUUAUGUCCGGAUGCAUUCUGCGUGGAAUGUUGGCACACAUAUCUCAGCAUGAAACUUAAAGAACACAAAUUUCCAUGUCGAUGCCCAGCCCCAAGGUGUCGAUCUGUGGUCAAUCCAGAUAAUGCAUCAAGGCUAUUUCGUUUGCAACCAACAAACCCAAUUGCUAGUACUAGUUUGGAAAAUACAGUGAAUGUGCUCGGCAGUAAAUCAGAAAUUGAAAUUUUGAUACAAAAAUUCAAACGAUUGCAUGAUGAAGCUAUCAUGCAAAACAAAAUUUAUUGUCCAGUUCGAACUUGUUCUCGAGCAUUGCAAUAUGACCCAAAAGUCGCAAGAUCCAAUCUUGAACGUGGUCAUUGGAUUUGUGCAAAUUGUAUGGUACCGUAUCACCAUGGAUUAGCUUGUAGGGGAUUUCAGGAUAUCGAACGCGCGAAAGGUAGUGCCAACACAUUAGAAGAACAGCAAACAUUGACUGCAAUUCGAAAUCAAAAAAUGCAAAAAUGUCCAAAUUGUGGUUUCUGGUCAUCAGAGAUCCGAAAUUUUGUUCUCGAGAACUCGAAUAUGUCAACCGAUAUCGCCGCACCCGCACCUGCUGUUAUUGCAACAACUAACGCUGAACAUCACGAAGCGACCGUUGCUGAACAAAAACAGACUACAUCUGGACUAAAGUCUUUUAUAUCCGGCGGGUUUGGCGGGGUGGCGGCGGUACUUGUUGGUCAUCCAUUUGAUCUAAUUAAGGUACGAUUGCAAACAGCCCCAGCAGGCACGUACACUGGUAUUCUAGAUGUGACAAAACAGACUAUUGCAAAAGAUGGGCUUCGAGGGUACGUGUUUAAAAAUUUUGGUGUUAAUGAGGGAUUCGGCGAGGCGGUAUACUUAAAUAUGAAAGUGCGUAUGAACAGGUUAUACAGAGGUAUGGGUCCGCCAUUAGUGGGGGUUACACCCGUUUUCGCCGUGAGUUUUUGGUCCUAUGAUCUAGGAAAGAAGUUAGUAUACGCCGUAACACCAAAUCGUACGUCUCAAACGUUAAAUCUCGGAGAAAUUAUGGCUGCCGGUUUUUUCUCAGCCGGCCCAACAACUCUCCUAAUGGGUCCGUUGGAACGAAUUAAAGUCUUGCUACAAGUACAAGGUCAAGGGGGCGAAGCGAAAUACAAAGGACCUAUUGAUGCCGUAAGACAAUUAUACAAAGAAGGUGGAAUAAGGAGCAUCUUUAGAGGAUCGGCUGCCACUUUCUUACGUGAUGGCCCAGGGUCUGCUGCUUAUUUUGGGGUUUAUGAGUUGACGAAACGUUUACUGACGCCGAAAGGAUCAACUCCUGAUCAAUUGAAUCCUGGCGCAGUACUUUUUGCAGGAGGAAUGGCUGCGAUUCCACCCGACGUCUUAAAAUCACGACUUCAAUCAGCUCCGACCGGUACAUAUUCUGGUACUCUUGACGUUUUACGUCACCUACUAAAAACAGAUGGACCUGGUGCAUUAUUCAAAGGUCUUGGGCCAGCUAUGUUACGUGCGUUCCCAGCAAAUGCUGCAUGUUUCUUGGGGGUCGAAUAUAGUUUGAAGGCGAUGAAUUAUUUAUGGUGA